CUAAAUAAUAAAAAUUAUCGGAUAUUAUUAUUUUUUCUUCCUUGUUUUCCUUCUUUCCAUUAAAAUAUGAAAUGUGAGAAAAGAAAUAUUUAUAGAUACUAAUAACUAAAAUGUCAGCAUGUCUACCUGAUGCAAGAUUUUUCUCAAAAUGCUUUAUAGCAUAAAUAUGCACGACUGAGUUGGAACUAUGGUUUAGUUGAAGUUUCAACACGUUUGUGCUGUUGCUGUUGACUCAAAAGAUUGACCAUCAGGAAGCGUGCUAAACAAUGAAGAAGCAUGGAAGAGUACCAAAGAAGGAACGAGUAUGAUUGCUUCUCUUCUCUUCUCUCUAGCUAUAUAUACGAGUAAAUGUUAUUGUUAUGCUGCAAAGUAAUCAUGUGGCCCCAAAAGAGGAGAGAUUCGAAGAGGAGAAUGAAGAAGAAGAUGGUGCUUCUUCCACAGGAAUUGAUAAUUCAAAUCCUGUUGAGGUUGCCGGUGAAAUCUCUUGUCCGUUUCAAAUGCGUGUCCAAGUCAUGGCUUUCUCUAAUCUCCGAUCCCCACUUUGCAAAAUCACAUUUUGAAUUAGCUGCCACACCCACACACAGACUUUUGCUGUUAGGACAAUCACUCUAUGAAGCCCGCUCCAUAGACUUGAAUGCAUCGCUUCACGAUGAUUCUGCUUCUGCUGCAUUAAACCUUAACUUCUCCAUUUCCCAAUAUGAUAAAAUUAUAGGCUCUUGCAGAGGCUUCUUACUUAUUGCUUGUAAUCCAAAUCUCUAUGUAUGGAAUCCUUCCACCGGUGCCCACAAACGUAUACCUUCCUCUCCUGUUGAGUCCAAUUUGGAAGCCAUGAUUUUCACUUUUAUCUAUGGUUUCGGGUAUGACCCAUCAACAGAUGACUACUUGGUGGUUCAAGCCUACUAUGAACCAAAUGCAGAUUUGGCGACCCACGUGGAGCUUUUCUCGUUCAAAGCUAAUACGUGGACAGAAAUGGAGGGAACCCAUUUGUCCCAUAUGAACGCCUCUGAUGAUCUCAGACUCGGUUCGCUGCUGAAUGGGGCUAUUCAUUGGUUGGCAUAUCGUUAUGAUGCGUCGGAGAAUGUUAUUCUUGCCUUUGACUUGAUGGAAAGGAGAUUUUCAGACAUAUCCCUGCCGGUUGAUUUUGAAUAUGACUUAAAUUUUUGUGAUUUGUGGGUACUUGAUGGAUUUCUCAGCCUGUGGGUUAUGGAGGAAGAUGCAACAGUUAUAUGGGUGAUGGAAGAAUAUAAAGUGCAGUCAUCUUGGACUAGGACUAUUGUUGUGUCUAUUAAUGCAAUCCCUACUCAAUACUUUUCGCCAAUAUGCUAUUCAAAAAGUGGUGAUAUUAUUGGAAUAGAUGGUAGUACUGGAUUGGUGAAAUGUAAUGACAGAGGACAGCUGCUAGAGCAUUGCACCUUUGGUGAUAAUGUACAUGGACGCGACGUGGCUAUGUACACAGAGUCUCUACUUCCACUGCCCGGUGAAAGCGAGCACCAAGACUGACAAUAAAAACCAAGAAGAAUUAGGAGCCUUUUUUCCCUGUCAAUUUAUGUUGUUCCACCUUCGGUUAUGUGGCUUUUAUUAAUUGUUACCUUUUAGAAGCCUUUUUUUACGUGUCAAUUAUUGUUGUUCUAGUUUGGUGCUUUGUGUUGUUUGGUACUUGAGGCAUGAGAACGUUUUGAUUUAACUGUUUUGAUAUAUUAGACAAAUUGAAGUCGGAGGCUAUUUGCAUGAGUCAUGAUAAUGAUUCUGGUCUAGCUAAAGCCAUAGGUGCGGGUGCUUCAUUUUCUGCAUGACUUUGUAAUGCAAAGAACUGUACAUGUGUGUAAAACAUCUUGCUUCCUUUUGUUGAUUUACUAGGGUUAAUAGGCUUGUUAGUUUAUGUAAAACAUGUUGGGACUCACUAAACCUCCAUUUGUGUUUUGCAAAACUUGUUGGUAAGUAAACGUGAGAUAAUAAAUUACAUAUUUACCCUUGUUUUCAUUUGUUAAACAUCUUAUUUUUGUUAGGUACCAAAAUAUCAGAGUAAUAUCACAUAGCUAAAAUAGAAAUGAGAAAAAAGGAACUGAAGCUCAAUAAUUUUACGUGAAAAACCCUCAACAGAUAAGGAAAAAACCACGGGUAAGACUGGAGAAAUAUUAUUACUAAGUGAAAGAAAUAUUACAAUUUUUUUUCUCCAAUUUACAAUGAGAGAACAAUAACACUCUCUCUUGAAAAAUAGGAAAAACUCACUCACUAGGAGAACCUCACAGAAGAAUACUAUUUUAUCUCUCUAUAUUUUUUCUCUCUAUGUAUUUUUUCUAUUCACUAUGAAAUUACACUCGAUUGUGUUGGAUGCUACAAAUGAACGAAGGAAGCUUGCUAUUUAUAAGCAAAGCUGCAGUCUUUCCUUGCCUGGCAAUAAAUGCCACCGAAUAGCAUGCAACAAUUUUUUGACAAAACUGUAACUGCUAUUCUUGACUUUUGCUAAUAGCCACAAAAGUGGCUUUAUGACAGCCUGUGUUCACAAUCUUCCAC
Molecule: messenger RNA, 2514 nt
Organism: Abrus precatorius (Indian licorice)
Lineage: Eukaryota; Viridiplantae; Streptophyta; Magnoliopsida; Fabales; Fabaceae
Product: F-box/kelch-repeat protein At3g23880-like
Exons: 1
Coding region: 349-1500 (383 amino acids)
Molecular function (GO): protein binding
Source: RefSeq, a predicted model, not a curated record